Messenger RNA from Planococcus citri (citrus mealybug), 1010 nucleotides. Its product is annotated as dehydrogenase/reductase SDR family member 11-like. The record is from RefSeq and is a predicted model, not a curated record. The transcript is spliced from 6 exons. Lineage: Eukaryota; Metazoa; Arthropoda; Insecta; Hemiptera; Pseudococcidae. Bases 112 to 891 code for a protein of 259 amino acids.
UAAGGUAGUUUCUACCACGACACGUCAUCUUCUUCCUUCUUCCAGAAAAUCAGUUUUCAUUCGCUCGCCUUUUCGUCGUUUUUGUAUUAUUUUCAAAAUCAAAUAGCUAAAAUGGAAAAAUGGGAAGGAAGAAAUGCUUUCAUCGCGGGUGCAAAUUCUGGAAUCGGAGCCGGGAUGACCAAACGAUUCUUGGAAGCUGGAAUCAGGGUGUACGCUAUGGAUAAAGAUAUCGAUAAUCUCUUUGAAAUGAAAAAUGACGAAUAUGGCGAAAAUUUGACCAUUCUGCAAGCAAACGUAUUGAAAGAAGAAGAAAUCGAACGUACUAUGAAUUGGUUAUCUGAAAAUGUCAAUGAAAUUCACAUCGUUAUUUAUUCAGUCGGUGUUAUUGGAAGUAAUUCAUUGAUAGAUGGAGAAUUUACCGAAUGGCAGAAUAUGUUGAAUGUAAAUUUGGUCGGCUUAUGUAUUUGCAUAAAGGCCAUUACAAAUUUAAUGCUGAAACAAAACGUUCAAAAUGGACAAAUUGUCAUAAUUAGCAGUUCUUCUGCCAUUGAAACGGUUUUCAUUCAAGAGUUCCAUUUUUAUGGUGCUGUGAAAAGUGGUGUCGCUGCUUUGGCUCAAGGCCUACAACGCGAAUUAAAAGAACGAAAUAGUUCGAUCAAAGUGACGACUCUUUACCCUGGAUUAGUGCGUACGAAGAUUUUCCAAAAUUCAUUAAAUUUAGGAGCUGACGGACCUUUUUCUAAAGUUUUUGUGCAUCUAUCAGUGGACGAUAUCGUAGGAGCAGUAGAUUACGUGCUUUCUACGGAAUCAAAUGUUUCAGUAAAUCACAUUGUCAUCACACCUCGUGGUGUUCUAAAAGAUAAUACAUUAUUCAACAUUCAGCAGCAAUAAACACAAAAGGCUCACGAGAAAACAAUUGAAAAUUAGAAAUUGUAUCUACAAUUUUAAGCACUGUGACAUUUUCAAAAUAUGUAUUAAUGUACGAUUUUUAAAAAUAUUUUCGAAACAUU